AUGGUCCUAAACAACGGAAGCAACGGCUCUAACGGUCACAACAUGGAGGCCAUCCCCAAAACUCUUGUUGGAAAAGUAGCACUUGUUACUGGUGGUGGUCGCGGUAUCGGCGCUGGAAUUGCCCUAGAAUUGGCCAAACGAGGCGCCUAUGUCGCCGUCAAUUACUCUACUAGCGCUUCCUCUGCUGAAGAAGUUGUCCAGGCCAUUGAAGAUGCUGGUUCCCGCGGUGCUGCCUUCAAGGCCGACCUUACCAUUGUUGAGGAAAUCGAGGGCCUUUUUCGCGCUGUUGUGGCUCACUUCGGUCGUAUUGACAUUGCAGUAUCCAACUCCGGCCGUGAGAAAUUCAAGCCGCUAAGCGAAACCACUCUUGAGGACUUUAACGAGGUGUUCGACCUUAACACACGGGCCCAGUUCUUUGUCGCCAAGGCUGCUCACAAGUAUCUCGAGCAAGGCGGACGGCUAAUUCUCAUGUCGUCUAUUGCCGCCGGGGUGAGUGUUCCUGGCCAUGCCCUGUAUGCUGGCAGCAAGUCCGCCGUUGAGGGCUUUACUCGCUGCUUUUCUGCAGAUUUCGGCGAGAAGAGGUGCACAGUCAAUGCGAUCGCGCCAGCCGGAGUCAAGAGUGAUAUGUGGCUAAAGAACUCCUGGAGAUACGCACCUGGAUGUGACAAGUCCUCCUCUUUGGAAGAUAUUGAGGCGGCGUUGGCCAAUGGCAGCCCUUUGAAGAGAUGCGGUGUUCCGGCCGAUAUUGGAAGAAUUGUCUCUUUCCUCUGCAGCCAGGAUGGAGAAUGGAUCAAUGGCCAAAUCCUUCCGGCCAACGGAGGUGCAAACAUCUAA
This is a messenger RNA of Talaromyces rugulosus, 834 nucleotides long. RefSeq lists its product as uncharacterized. The record is from RefSeq and is a predicted model, not a curated record. The coding region runs from base 1 to 834 and encodes 277 amino acids. Lineage: Eukaryota; Fungi; Ascomycota; Eurotiomycetes; Eurotiales; Trichocomaceae. Gene Ontology annotation, molecular function: oxidoreductase activity. The transcript has 2 exons.